Messenger RNA from Symbiodinium pilosum, 752 nucleotides. The record is from the annotation of a GenBank genome assembly. NCBI's taxonomy places the organism in Eukaryota, Dinophyceae, Suessiales, Symbiodiniaceae.
GAUCCGAUUGAGACGCUAUUCAGCUUCAUCUGUUCGCAGAACAACAAUGUGUCGCGCAUAUGCCUGCUUACCGAUCGGCUAAGAGCGCGAUUCGGAGAGGUGGUAUGCCGUUUGCAGCCACCUCCAGGAUCGUCUGCGCACCAAGACUGCGCUCUCCAGCAUGUGCGCGAGUUUUCUGCCCGGAGAACGCUCCAUGCAUGGCCGAGGAGCAGCGUGCUCGCCAAGGCUACAGAGCGAUCUCUCAAGGAUCUCGGUCUCGGAUACCGAGCGGCCUACAUAAGCCAAGCGGCCAAGCGGCUGAUGCAAGAGGAUGGUCGCCUUCUGCGCUGGCUCUCCGGUAUGAGGACCAACCCGCCCAAAGCCGUGGAGAAUGCCACCUUGCCCGAGGAGACCGAGACAGAACGAGAGCACCGGCUCGCUAUCAGGCGUGAACUCUGCAGCCUUCCUGGAAUCGGCGCCAAGGUCGCGGACUGUGUGGCUCUGUUUGGCCUUGGCGUACAUGGAGCCGUUCCUGUGGAUGUCCACGUGUGGCGCAUCACUGUUAGGGACUACGAACCAUCACUCCGAGAGGCCAAAUCGCUAACACCCACGGUCUAUGAGGAGGUUGGUGAUGCCUUCCGUCGUCGCUUCGGCGCGCCCUUUGCGGGCUGGGCACACUCAGUGCUUUUCGGCGCGGAGCUAGCGGCGGAAAGGCUCCCGAAAGAUCUACGCGAGGACCGACUUGACAGCAAGCACUCCAUGAGGGCUCCAAG